AUGAGUGUUUAUAUUGUUUAUGGAUAUAAUUGGUAAGAUUUAAGAAGAAUAUCAUUCUAUUCCUUAUUCUAGUUGACUUAAGGAAAUAUAUUUUAGAGUCUUAAAUUUGAUAUUAGGAAGGAAUUAAUAAAGAGAAAUUUAAUGGUUAGAACGUAGUUGAAUAUCAUAAUAAAUUAUUUAGCUAUAAACAAUUUAUAAAUUAAGAUUCUUCAAAGACUGAAUUCAAUCAUAACAAUAUACAAAGUAGAGUAAGAUAGUUUAUGAGAUUGUUAAAAUAGUUACUAGAAACAGAAUAUAUAGUACAAGUUCAAGAUUCAACUUUAGAGCGUUCUAAAUUCUUAAAGAAUUUUUAGUAACAAAUCUCAGUAAUUGACAUUAAGUUAUUAAAAAUAUGGCGGUAUAAAUCAUCAACAUUAUGGUUUUAUAUUAAUAGUCUUCAAUAUCAUUAAGAUUUGGAUGAUCUAAUACAAAUUAUUAAGGUAUACGUUAUUAAUCAACUUUAAGUUCCAUUUAAGAAAGAAUUGGUAAAAUAUUUGAUUAGAAUAAUUAGAAUUUGAUGAAUUAAAAGAUUUUAAAGACAUUAUGAGAUAGAAAUCAACUUCCGUUUUUAAGUUAAUAUAAAAUAAUGAUGAUAAUAAAACAUAUAUGAACUAUUAUAGAAAUGAUUGA
This is a messenger RNA of Paramecium pentaurelia, 669 nucleotides long. Lineage: Eukaryota; Ciliophora; Oligohymenophorea; Peniculida; Parameciidae. The record is from the annotation of a GenBank genome assembly.